Molecule: messenger RNA, 6906 nt
Organism: Myxocyprinus asiaticus (Chinese sucker)
Lineage: Eukaryota; Metazoa; Chordata; Actinopteri; Cypriniformes; Catostomidae
Product: kelch repeat and BTB domain-containing protein 2-like
Exons: 4
Coding region: 716-2605 (629 amino acids)
Molecular function (GO): protein binding
Source: RefSeq, a predicted model, not a curated record
CGCAUAUCUCCGCCUUCUCUUCAGCAGCCCUGCUAGUGUUCCUGAGCGAAGACUUCCGGAGCUCGCGCUUUAACUGCAGGUCUCGAGAAGCCAAUUCCCCGUGAAAUACAGUGUAAAUAAAUUAUUUGAUCAUUAUAGUAUCGAUCUGCUCAAGUAACGUAAUCUCGAUAAAUUAGAUUGCAGGGAAGCGUUGGUGUUUGUGUGAGAUAAGCAGUAUUAGCAUGUGUCAGAUCGUACACACGUCAGCUGCAGACUGACACACAACUCUGAUCGAGUUUAAUUCACCCACUGAGAUCAUGAUUGGGGCAUGCAGCUGUUUGAGCUGGACACAGACUGCAUCAGAUUGAGUAAGGCCAAGCCGAGCGUUGCUAGCAGCGGCUGUCUGAAACUGAGCCUCGCCUUUGUGUUUACAUCCGGCAGAAAUACAUCAACAGCGGCCGGAGCUCCGCGCAGCUCACCGAAGACACUGGACUCCAGGUCUUCUAAUGUAGACAUUUCUACCUCAUACUGCCCCCUACAUCAAUCCCAGAAUCCUCUGCUGCAGCUGAACACUGGAUUGCCGCUGUGACAUCCUGCACCUCCAGAUCAGGGACUGCCUCACUUACAGGAUCUCCACCUCACGCGGCUGUCUCUGCUUACCUCACUUCUUGUUUGCGUGUGGUUUCACCGGCACGCUGGACUUCAAAAGCUGGGUGGAAACUCAUGGGAUACAAACAUGUCAGAAGUUGGAGAGCGUCGGCCAGUCAACACUGACUAUGCCGUUUCUGUGCUGGAGCAACUCAAGUUCUUCUAUGAGCAGAAGUUGUUGACUGACAUCACUCUGCUGGUGGAGGACAAUGAGUUCCCUUGCCAUAAGAUGGUGCUGGCCACCUGCAGCUCGUACUUCAGAGCCAUGUUUCUGAGCGGCCUCAGUGAGAGCAAACAGACACAUGUUCACCUGAGAAAUGUUGACCCUGCAACGCUCCAGACCAUCAUAACGUACGCUUACACCGGCAACCUGCUCAUCAAUGACAGCACUGUGGAGCCGCUCUACGAGACGGCCUGUUUCCUUCAGGUGGAAGAUGUUUUACUGCAGUGUCGCGAUUACUUGGUCAAGAAAAUCACUGCUGAAAAUUGUGUCCGCAUGCUGAGCAUCGGUGACCUAUUCAGCUGCACCGAGCUGAAGCAAAGUGCGAAGUGCAUGGUGGAGCACAAAUUCCCUGUCGUCUACCGUCAAGAGGCCUUCCUGCAGCUCUCACAUGAGCUACUGCUGGAUCUCCUGAGCAGCGAUAAUCUCAACGUGGAGAAAGAGGAGACGGUACGUGAGGCAGCCAUGCUGUGGCUGGAAUACAACAUGGAAGCGCGUUCUCAAUAUCUCUCUUCAGUCCUUAGCCAGAUUCGAAUUGACGCACUCUCCGAGGUGACCCAACGUGCCUGGUUCCAAGGUCUUCCACCAAAUGACAAGUCUGUGGUCGUGCAGGGCCUGUAUAAGUCUAUGCCAAAGUUCUUUAAGCCCAGACUGGGCAUGACCAAGGAAGAAAUGCUCAUUUUCGUAGAGGCUGAACCGCCAGCUGAAAGCCAUGUUAUUGGUCCACGUCACAUGGUCGUCUGUUACAGCCCACAAGCUGAGAAGGUCUAUAAACUGAGUAGCCCGCCUGGAGACUUGCAUAAAGUUGGUACAUUGGUCACUCCAGACAAUGACAUGUUCAUUGCCGGUGGACAGAUACCACUGAAGAGCACUCUGGCUAGCCACGGCAGCAAGAGUGGCAAGCUGCAGGCCGCCUACUGCUCAGUGAACAGUUUCUACUGGCUGGAUGCUCAACAGAACACCUGGGUUGCCAAAACGCCAAUGCUAUGCGCACGCACUAAGCCGUCACUAGUGUACUGUCAGGGUUUCAUCUAUGCGAUUGGUGGUGAUAAUGUGGGUGGUGAAUUGAAUAAGCGCACAGUGGAGCGAUACGAUUGCGAGCAAGAUGAAUGGAGCAUGGCGAGCCCUCUUCCCUGUGCCUGGAGUUGGAGCACGGCAGUAACGGCCCGCGAUUGCAUCUAUGUCAUGACCCAUGACCUCAUGUACUGUUACUUCCCUCGAGCGGACACUUGGGUUGAAAUGGCCAUGCGACAAACUAGUCGAUGCUUUGCUUCUGCUGCUGCAUUAGGAGACCUCAUCUUCUACAUUGGUGGUCUGCACGUGGUGGGCAACUCGGGCUUGCGUCUACCAACUAGCACCAUCGAUGGCUCCUCCGUUACGGUGGAAAUAUACAAUGUCAACAAAAAUGAAUGGCGUCUGGCUGCCAACAUCCCAGCCAAGCGGUACUCAGACCCCUGCGUGCGUGCAGUGGUGCUGCUGAACAUGCUCUGCAUCUUUAUACGUGAGACGCACUUAAACGAGCGGGCAAAGUACGCUUUGUAUCAGUACGACCCGGAGCUCGAUCGCUGGUGCUUGCGGCAACCCGUGUCAGAGCGCGUGCUCUGGGACCUUGGGAAAGAUUUCCGUUGUGCCGUUGGUAAACUAUACCCAUCCUGCCUUGAGGACUCUCCCUGGAAGCCGCCCACCUACCUCUUCUCAACUGAUGGAGCUGAGGAGUUUGAGGUGGAUGAGGACAUGGAGUCGCUGCCUCACGUGUAGUGAACAGAAUCUACUUGGAAACAAACCUGUAAUUUAUCCACCCUUCUGGAAUAAUGCUCUUGUAUUUUAUGGAACUCUUUGAAGUGUAAGAAAGAUGAAUGAUGGGCUUUCUCGAUGAGAACAUUUUCCUUAAAAACUAGUAUAUUUAUGGAGAUCAGACAUUUAAUUGGAGUUUAAAACAUUUAAUUGAAAGGCUAUAAUUUGAACCCCACCCCUCUUCAACAAGCCACCUCACAUGCGGUUUUGGUUCUUCUGAUGUCAUAGUGAGUUGUUCGCCCAAGAGCAUAUAUGUUUCUCCAAAAUACUGGCUAGUCACAAAUUUUUUUAAUUUCUGUGAUCAUACAUUUGGCAUUCUUUUUUUGACUAUUUGAUUUAAGUAGUUUAAGAAGUGAUCAUUUCAAUUAAACCAACUGCAGUUAAUAAUAUUAGCAACUGUACAAACCCCCAACAUUUUGUACUGUUCUGUUCACGUUCGUCUUCCAGAAAGAAAGGAUUUAAUCCUUGUCGGCAGUAUAUGGGAGGGUCAACAGUCAGCAAGUUUUUUUUACUGGGUGUCAUUUGACAUUUGCCUUGACCACUGGUUCGGUGACUUUCUUGACUGUUGUUGUAAGACAUACCUCUGUAUCAUCAUAGUUACUUUACAUACUCUUAUUGGUUUAUCUAAUGAUCCUUGAUGAACUGGCUUCUUUUGACCCUCAAAAGUGCAGGUCUCACGUUCACACCACAAACACUCUAUGGUUGCUCUAAGGUGAUUUACAGCCUGGUCUCUUAGUUCGUUUACCAUCGUCAUGUAGUUUGUUUGUUUUUUUAUCUUCCAGCUGCUUCUGUACUCUUGGGUGUUUGGACCUAUUCUUUAAGCAGUGGUUCAUUUGUAAAGGAUGAUCUUGAUUGGCUUAUUUCUAAAAGAGGGAUAGUUCAACCAAAAAUGAAAAUUCUCUCAUCAUUUACUCAUCCUCAUGCCUUCCCAGAUGUGUAUGACUUUCUUUCUUCUGCUGAACACAAAGGACAUACACAAAAAAUAUUUGUGUAUAUUCUGCAGAAGAAAGUCAUACAUAUCUGUGAUGGCAUGAGGGUGAUUAAAUUGAGAGAAUCUUCAUUUUUGGGUGAAAUCCCUUUUAAGAAGGGCAUCAUCACGCUCAUCAGCAAGUUAAUUUAUAUAUUUGUCCUUCUCUUUGAGACAAAUACAAAAUAUUGCUCGGCACAAGUACUUUUGUUUUCCAUCAAGUGUUAUGUUGGUUUGUUUUAAAACUGUUAUACUUGGAUACUGAAAGUGUGAAACUGAACUGAAACAGGUUAAAAUAAAUAAAAAGGCUACACUUCAACAUAAGUCUCAUAACAUAAGAGUAUUUUAAUGCCCUAGUAAAAACUUAUAAUCUGAGAUGACCGAUUAUUGAUGAUGAUGAUGAUGACUAUUGUUAUUAGUAGUAGUAGUAGUAGUAGUAGUACAACACCAAUUACAAAAAAGUUGGGACAGUAUGGAUAAUGCUAAUAAAAACAAAAAGGAGUGACAAAGUUGGGACAGUCGAGUGUUUACCACUGUGAAACAUAAUUUCUUCUAAUAACAUUUAAGCAUUUGGGUACUGAAGACACAAGUUUAAUUUAGAAAGCAGAAUUUUCCCCCAUUCAUCCAUUAUGCUGGUCCUCACCUGCGCAAUUGUAUGGGGUCUUCGUCCUGUUGGAAAAUGCAGGGACGUCCUUGGAAUCGGGGACUAAAAUCGAAAUGUUUUUCAUUUCAGUUUGUUCUGAGCAAAAACAGUAUUUUUUUGUUCCACAGCCUCCUUUUUAUAACGUUCUUUUUAAAAUGACAGUACUCUGAGCUAAGGGCUGGUGAACUACCAAUUGCAGUGUUGCCAGAUCUCGCAAGAGAAACAAGCAACCUGUUCUGGAAAAAGCCCAAAAUAAGCAAUUCAAUUUUUUCCUGUAUGGUGGAUUUAUCAGCAUAGAAAUCAUAAGCAUAAAAAAAAUUAACAGAGAAGUAUAAUUUUAAUUACAGAUCUGCUUCUCAGUCAAAACCCGGCAGCAUCAAAUCUAGAUUAAUUCUUCAUAUCUAACAAUAAUUCAGCAAAGACUUGGAAACAACCGAGAAAUGUGCUUUUUACUUCCUGUUAAUGUUUUCCUUUAUCUGGAUUAGGUUUGCCUAUAUGUAGUAUUUAUUCAUAGUUGUUAAAAAGGUCUUCAUUCACAGAAUGCUACAUCCACAACAGGCAAUUAGGCAACGAAAUGUGUGAUGCAGCAGUUUCCUUCAGAAUCAAAGCGUGUUUCAUUUUUUUUCAGGCAACAUGAAGUGCAGUUCCAAAAAUGAACUGUUAAAAAACUGUGAUAAACCCUUUGUCGUUUGGUUUCAUGAAAAAAUUACCAGAACGAAAUUAACCGGUUAUAACCGGUUACCAGCAUUUAAAAAUAAAGUUUUCACUCUGGAACAACUGAAAAUCACAUUGUUCCCAUUUUCGGUUACGUUAUGCAUUAAAUUUUGUUUGUUUUUCAUUUUUCAGAAUCCGAAUGAGCUUUAUUGCCAAGUAUGCUUUCACAAGGAAUUUGUCACAAUGCAAAUGCAACCGUAUAUACAUACAUAUAUACAAACAUAUACAUUUAAACAUAUAUACAUUAAUGACAUAAAAAUAAAAAAUACACUGGCGGCCAAAAGUUUGGAAUAAUGCAAAAAUGUUGCUGUUUUGGAAGGAAACUGUUACUUUAAUUCUCCAAAGUGGCAUUCAGCUGAUCACAAAAUAUAGUCAGGACAUUACUGAUGUAAAAAACAGCACCAUCACUAUUUGAAAACAGUCAUUUUUGAUCAAAUCUAGACAGACCCCAUUUCUAGCAGCCAUCAUCACUCCAACACCUUAUCCUUGAGUAAUCAUGCUAAAUUGCUAAUUUGGUACUAGAAAAUCACUUGCCAUUAUAUCAAACACAGUUGAAAGCUGUUUGGUUCAUUAAAUGAAGCUUAACAUUGUCUGUGUUUGUUUUUGAGUUGUCACAGUAUGCAAUAGACUGGCAUGUCUUACGGUCAAUAUUAGGUCAAAGAUGGCAAAAAAGAAACUGCUUUCUUUAGAAACUCAGUCAGUUUUGAGUAGUGAAGGCUACACAAUGCUUUGAAUUGCCAAAAAUAAAUAGAUAUCAUACAAAGGUGUACACUACAGUCUUCAAAGACAAAGGACAACUGGCUCUAACAAGGACAGAAAGAGAUGUGGAAGGCCAGAUGUAAAACUAAACAAGAGGAUAAAUACAUCAGAGUCUCUAGUUUGAGAAAUAGACGCCUCACAUGUCCUCAGCUGACAGCGUCAUUGAAUUCUACACGCUCAACACCAGUUUCAUGUACAACAGUAAAGAGAAGACUCAGGGGUGCAGGCCUUAUGGGAAGAAUUGCAAAGAAAAAGCCACUUUUGAAACAGAAAAACAAAAAGAAACAGUUAGAGUGGGCAUAGAAACACAGAUAAUUGGAAAAGUGUGUUAUGGAUCUUAACCCCACUGAGCUUUUGUGGGAGCAGCUAGACUGUAAGGUGCAUGAGACAUGUCCGUCAAGACAGCUACAUCUAUGGCAAGUGCUGUCAUUGCUGCACGUGGAGGAUUUUUGAUGAGAACUCUUUGAAUUAGUUUAAGAAGUUCUGAUUUUUUUUUUUUUUUUCAAAUUGUAAUAGUAAUUUUCACGUUAUUAAUGUCCUGACUAUAAUUUGUGAUCAGUUGAAUGCCACUUUGAUGAAUAAAAGUACCAAUUACUUUCCAUAAGAGCUUUCCAAAAUCUGUACAUUAUUCCAAACAUUUGGCCACCAGUGUAUGACUCGCUAAGUCAGACUUGAUGACUGCAGCCAAAGACAGAACGUUCUGACGUGUAGACUGAUGCUCCAGAUCUUCUCCAAUAAAGAAUCCUGAUGAAGCUGUACAUAUGUCUCCUGGUCUUCUCUUAGAGUUUCCAACAAUAGAAUCAGGCAAUGGUGAUAAACUGUGCAAAAAGUGAAACAUAUAGUUUAUAGUGAGGUAAUUUACAGUACAGAGGUCACUUCGAACGUUGAUUGUAAAAACCCAUUAACUUUAUUCAGUUUUUUAAUUUCUCAGUAACUUCUUUGACCUCGUGCAACCCCCGCUUCCAUGUUGUAUUUUGUCUUCACUAUAAACAACGCAUAAUUUUAAUUUACUUUUAAUAUUUUUCAACAUUAACACAUCUGUGGGUCAUUUCAUUUUAUUAUAAAUAUAUUUUAUUUUGUUAUCACUGUACAAUACAGUUCUGUUCAUUAACAUUAGUAAAUGCAUUGUAUUUACUAUGCAUUUUCACCUUAAGAAUAAAUGUAUUCAUCCAAAAGCUGAAC